Messenger RNA from Anopheles stephensi (Asian malaria mosquito), 5453 nucleotides. RefSeq names its product bifunctional glutamate/proline--tRNA ligase (gene GluProRS). The coding region runs from base 133 to 5319 and encodes 1728 amino acids. Lineage: Eukaryota; Metazoa; Arthropoda; Insecta; Diptera; Culicidae. Gene Ontology annotation, biological process: glutamyl-tRNA aminoacylation; prolyl-tRNA aminoacylation; translation. Gene Ontology annotation, molecular function: ATP binding; proline-tRNA ligase activity; glutamate-tRNA ligase activity. The record is from RefSeq and is a predicted model, not a curated record. Gene Ontology annotation, cellular component: cytoplasm; aminoacyl-tRNA synthetase multienzyme complex. The transcript is spliced from 5 exons.
GGUCAAAAUUUUCACACGCAAACACGUUUCAAGUGCCUGCCGGCUACCUGUUUCAGUGUAAAGUUGGUCCGCUACUGAAUUUGGCCAGGGAAAACGGAAAUUCGCUGGACUGAAUACGGCGCUCCGCUAAAAAUGGUAUCGACCUUUGUGUGCUGCAAGACGAAUGCGGCGGUGGGUGGACUCAUCGCUGCGGAACUGCUACGUCCGUCGUACCCGAUCGAGGUGCGCUGGGGUAGCGAAACGUCCAUCUCUUACUCAACCCGUACGCUGGCCUGCAUCACCAACAAUGAUGUGUUGCGGGCGUUGGCAAGAGUGGUCCCCUCGUUCCGUCUGUACGGUGCAACACCAAUCGAACGAACGCAGAUCGAUCACUGGCUGACGUACACCCUCUCCUUGGAGAAGAACCUGGCGGAUGAGUUGAAAUAUCUGAACAAAUGUCUCGGGCCGCUAACGUACCUGGUGGCCAAUCAUCUUACCAUCGCCGAUUUGGCCGUGUUCAACGAGCUGUACGUCCGGUACGAGGAGCUGAAGAAGAUUGGCAUUCCACUGCACGUGCAGCGGUGGUACAAUCUGAUAAUGGCACAGCCCUGUACCAAGGAAGCACUGCAGAAGCACGCCCUCGAGCUACGUACGGCGGCAGCUUCCUCGGCAAAGGUGAAGGAACCGAGUCCGGAUAAGGGUGCGGACGGUGGCAAGCGCGAGCAGGGUAAGUUCGUCGAUCUGCCCGGUGCCGAAAUGGGCAAGGUGGUUGUGCGGUUUCCCCCGGAAGCGUCCGGCUACCUGCACAUCGGCCACGCCAAGGCGGCCCUGCUCAACCAGUACUACCAGCAAGCGUUCCAGGGCAAGCUGAUUAUGCGAUUUGACGACACGAAUCCGGCCAAAGAGAACGUGCACUUUGAGCAGGUGAUUCUGGAGGACCUGGAGAUGCUGCAGAUCAAGCCGGAUCUGUUCACGCACACCUCGCAGUACUUUGACCUGAUGCUGGACUACUGCGUCCGUUUGCUGAAGGAGGGAAAGGCUUACGUGGACGACACGGAACCGGAACAGAUGAAGAAGGAGCGCGAGGAGCGUGUCGAGUCGAAGAAUCGCAGCAACACCCCGGAACGGAAUUUGGCACUGUGGGCCGAAAUGGUGAAGGGUACGGAAGCGGGACAGAAGUGUUGCGUGCGGGCCAAAAUCGACAUGUCCUCGCCGAAUGGGUGUAUGCGUGAUCCGACGAUCUAUCGGUGCAAAAACGAACCACAUCCACGUACCGGCACACAGUACAAGGUGUACCCGACGUACGAUUUCGCCUGUCCGAUUGUGGACGCGAUCGAGAACGUGACGCACACACUGCGCACCAUGGAGUACCACGAUCGGGACGAGCAGUUCUACUGGUUCAUCGAGGCGCUGGGGCUCCGGCGUCCCUACAUCUGGGAGUACAGCCGGCUUAACAUGACCAAUACGGUGCUUUCCAAGCGCAAGCUGACGUGGUUCGUGGCGGAAGGUUUGGUCGAUGGGUGGGACGAUCCGCGGUUCCCGACCGUGCGUGGCAUUCUGCGCCGCGGCAUGACGGUGGAAGGUUUGCGCGAAUUCAUCAUCGCGCAGGGUUCGAGCAAAUCGGUCGUGUUUAUGGAGUGGGACAAGAUCUGGGCCUUCAACAAGAAGGUGAUCGAUCCGAUCGCUCCCCGCUAUACGGCGCUCGAGCACGAGCAGCGAGUCCCGGUGAAUGUGGCUGGCGUGCAGCCGGGAACGAUGCAGGCCGCGGUACACCCGAAGAACGCGGACAUUGGCAUGAAGACGGUCCAUUACGGGCCUCGUGUGCUGAUCGAUUUGGCCGACGCGAAGGAGCUGAAGGAGGGUGAAAAUGCAACGUUCAUCAACUGGGGCAAUCUGCUGAUCACGAAGGUGCAUCGGGGUGCCGGUGGAGUGCCGGUGUCGAUUGACGCUACACCGAACCUGGACAAUAAGGAUUACAAGAAAACGCUCAAGCUUACGUGGUUGUGCGAAUUGCCGGCGGAUCAGUACACGCCAACGUACUGCGUGUACUUUGAGCAUAUCAUCAGCAAACCGGUGCUGGGAAGGGAUGAAGACUUCAAGAACUAUAUCGGCCAUCAGACGAGGACCGAGGUUCCAAUGUUGGGCGAUCCGGAGCUGAAGAAUCUUCGCAAGGGAGACAUUAUUCAACUGCAGCGCCGUGGUUUCUUCAAGGUGGAUCAAGCCUACCAACCGGCCAGCGAGUUUAGCGGGGCCGAGACACCGAUAGUCCUGUUCGCGAUUCCCGAUGGCCAUGUUGCGGCAGUUCCGACUGCAAACGUUCCCAAGAAGGAAGCAGCUGGAGAGAGCAAGAAGGCGAAGCAAACCGCUGCUAAACCAGCAACAGCAGCAGCAGCCCCCAGUGUUGGUGGAGCUUCGGACGUGUCCAAGCUCAACGAUUCCAUCGCCCAGCAGGGCGAAAAGGUACGGAAGCUUAAGGCGGACAAAGCACCGAAGGCGGAUGUUGACGCGGCAGUGAAAGUGCUGCUCGAUCUGAAAGCACAAUACAAAGCCCAGACGGGCAGUGAUUGGAAACCGGGUGCAAGUGUGGUUGCACCAGCAUCAGCAGCACCCGUCGGGCCAUCGUCGGACGCAAAUGCGCUGGAUGCAAAGAUCGUUGAACAAGGCAACUUGGUGCGUGAUUUGAAGGCGAAGAAGGCCGCUAAGCCCGAGGUGGACGCAGCUGUUAAGACGCUGCUCGAGCUGAAGGCACAGUAUAAGAGCGCGACGGGAAGCGACUGGAAGCCGGGAUCCGCUGUAACCGUCGCUCCGCCGCAAACCUCGUCGGGCGGUGCCGAUGCUAUCAAUGCAAAGAUCGUCGAACAAGGCAACUUGGUGCGUGAUUUGAAGGCGAAAAAAGCGGCCAAACCCGAAGUGGACGCUGCCGUUAAGACACUGUUGGAGUUGAAGGCACAGUAUAAGACCGCGACGGGAAGCGACUGGAAGCCGGGAGCAGUAACGCCGACGGUAACUGUACCAACUCCAGUUUCUUCCGCUCCAUUGAAACCGGCCGACGGUAGUACCGGCAACGACGGAUCCGCUGAAGCGAUCAGCAACAAAAUCAUCGCGCAGGGUGAUUUGGUGCGAGAUUUGAAGGGCAAGAAGGCUCCGAAAGCGGAUAUUGACGCUCAGGUUAAAACGCUACUCGAUCUGAAGGCACAGUACAAACAGGCAACCGGUGGGCAGGAGUGGAAACCGGGCUGUGUACUACCAGCAUCGAACACUGCAUCUGCUCCGCCCGCAGCCGGAACCGGAGAGGCCUCAGAUUUGUUGGCUCAGAUAGCAGCGCAAGGCGACGCGGUCCGCACGCUCAAAGGUAACAAAGCGGACAAAGCAACCAUCGACUCAGCGGUUGCUUUGCUGCUGAAGCUGAAAGCCGAUUACAAAACGCUAACCGGCAAGGACUGGAAGCCCGGCACAACGGUGCCACCCGCGAAGGACACCAAGGCAGGAAAGGAAAACAUGUGCCCGGCUGGCAGCGGCAGCGAGCAGGAGGCGCUGGUGGAGAAGAUUACAAAGCAGGGCGAUGCGGUACGCGCGCUGAAGGGUAGCGGCGCACCGAAGCCCGAGAUCGAUGCCGCAGUCAAAUUGCUGCUAGAUUUGAAGGCGGAAUACAAGAAGCUAACCGGGAGCGAUUAUGUUCCUGCCGGUGGGGCAGCAGCUGCCGGUGGACGGCAGCAGACGAAACCGGCGAAGAAGGAAGCGAAACCAAAGCCGGAACAAAAGCCCAAACCGGAGCAGCAAAAGUCGGCCGGCAAGGACGAUGGCACCGGCGGUCCGAAGAAACAAACACGCCUCGGGCUGGAGGCGACGAAGGAAGACAACCUGCCCGACUGGUACUCGCAGGUCAUUACGAAGGGCGAGAUGAUCGAGUACUACGACGUGUCCGGGUGCUACAUCCUGCGCCACUGGUCGUUCGCCAUCUGGAAAGCGAUCCGGAACUGGUUCGAUGCGGAGAUUACACGGCUCGGCGUGAAGGAGUGUUACUUCCCGAUCUUUGUAUCGCGGGCGGCACUCGAGCGCGAGAAGACACACAUCGCCGACUUUGCGCCGGAAGUCGCGUGGGUAACGAAGAGCGGUGAUUCCGACCUGGCGGAACCGAUCGCGGUGCGUCCCACGUCCGAAACGGUAAUGUAUCCGGCGUAUGCCAAGUGGAUCCAAUCGUACCGCGAUCUGCCGAUCCGGUUGAACCAGUGGAACAAUGUUGUGCGCUGGGAGUUUAAACAUCCCCAACCGUUCCUGCGCACGCGUGAAUUCCUGUGGCAGGAGGGCCACACCGCGUUCGCGACGAAGCAGGAAGCGGACGAGGAGGUGCUGACGAUCCUCGACCUGUACGCGAAGGUGUACACCGACCUGCUGGCCAUCCCCGUGGUGAAGGGAAGGAAGACGGAGAAGGAAAAGUUUGCCGGCGGCGAUUACACGACCACGGUCGAGGCGUACAUCUCGGCGUCCGGCCGAGCGAUCCAGGGCGCGACGAGCCACCAUCUGGGACAAAACUUUUCCCGCAUGUUCGACAUCGUGUACGAACAUCCGGAGUCGAAGGAGAAGGAGUACGUGUACCAGAACUCGUGGGGCAUUACGACGCGCACGAUCGGUGUGAUGAUAAUGGUGCACGCGGACAACCAGGGGCUGGUGUUGCCGCCGCGCGUUGCCUGCAUCCAGGCCGUGAUCGUACCGUGCGGCAUCACCGCAACGACGACGGACGACGAGCGGCGCCGGCUGUACGACAGUUGCCGCGAGCUGGAGCGUACGAUUGUAGGCGCCGGCAUACGCUGCGAGGGCGACUAUCGGGACAAUUACUCGCCCGGCUGGAAGUACAACCACUGGGAGCUGAAGGGUGUGCCGGUGCGUAUCGAGCUCGGCUUCAAGGAUCUGCAGAACGAGCAGUUUGUGGCGGUACGGCGUGAUAAUGGUGCGAAGCAGACGAUCAAGCGCGGCGAAGCAACGGUCGCACUGGCCCGGCUGCUCGAAACCAUCCACGGCGCCAUGUACGAACGGGCCGAGGCUGAUCUGCAGCAGCACACGAAGGUGACGAAGCAGUGGGCCGAGUUUUUGCAGUUCCUUGAGGCGAAGAACAUCAUCAUGGCACCGUUCUGUGGCGAGAUUAGCUGCGAGGAUCGCAUCAAGGCCGAGAGUGCGCGUGACGAUGCGGAGGCUGAGGCGGGCGCACCGGCGAUGGGCGCCAAAUCGCUGUGCAUCCCGUUCGUGCAGCCGGCCACCAUCGAUCCGAAGGUGGACCGGUGUGUACAUCCGGCCUGUGGACGGGUGGCCAAAUUCUACACCCUGUUCGGAAGAAGCUACUAAGAAGCCCUUGCUAUGCGCAAUUGGAAGCAGUUUUAAAGAUGCUAACGUUACAAACUCAAAACGCUAUCUGUCCAUACGUUCUCAACCGUUUAAACUAACGAGAUAUACACAGUGCGAAUAUUUAAAUUGGGUUA